This is a messenger RNA of Coregonus clupeaformis (lake whitefish), 2063 nucleotides long. Its product is annotated as glucoside xylosyltransferase 1-like. The transcript is spliced from 7 exons. Gene Ontology annotation, biological process: protein O-linked glycosylation via N-acetylgalactosamine. The record is from RefSeq and is a predicted model, not a curated record. Gene Ontology annotation, molecular function: UDP-xylosyltransferase activity. Lineage: Eukaryota; Metazoa; Chordata; Actinopteri; Salmoniformes; Salmonidae. Bases 496 to 1764 code for a protein of 422 amino acids.
AAUUUUAAAUUCAGGCUGUAACACAACAAAAUGUGGAAAAAGUCAAGGGGUGUGAAUACUUCCUGAAGGCGCUGUAGAUAGAGUAGUCCGAUCCUACGACAUAGCCACUGGAGUGGGCCAGACAAAGGCAAUCAAGGAUGAAAAGCCAGGCUUUUUAACACCACCGAUAGCGCCAUCUAGUGGAUAAUCUCUAACCACCGAACCCAUAAAAUAAAAUGCAGUUUCAUUUAUCAUAGGCCAACAAUAAAAACAUAAUAUCAGUAAUAUCAGAAGGAUGCUCUGAUAUUUCCUCAUGAAUGUGGGUUUGAAAAGUAUAUUUAUUGUAUAGCCUACUUCUCAGUCACACACAGACGGGGGAAGGGGAUUCACUUUUAUUUAUACUCCUCCCUUCCCCCAACGGUUCUCACAGAACAGCGUCUUGCCUGCAGUGUGAAUGGUAGCCAGCUUCGUUCUGUGUCAUGACUUUGAGUUUUGAAAGCGCUUUUACUCUUAAUAAUGCGGCGUUACAUUCGUGCAUUCCUCUUGUGCAUGUUGUUUGCCGUGUUCUCGGCCUUGUACGUGUAUAGUAAACUAUUUUAUUUCGAUCUGUCGGUCGGAGGAGGAGGAGGAGGAGUGGGUGGGAGGACUUUCCUCCAUCGAGUCGCGGCCUCUCAGCGAAGGGACAUUGGACAAGAAACCAGGCGAGGGCCGGACAAAACAGGCCCCGGCGAUGAACACUGGUACACUAGGUACAUCAUGAGGAAAGCAGGGGGCCGUGUUAGGACGGCUGCACCCAUGCAUCUGGCUGUAGUGGCCUGUGGACAGAGACUAGAGGAGACACUCACCAUGCUGAAGUCUGCUGCUAUGCUCAGCAUCAAACCACUGUGUCUGCACAUCUUUGCUGAAGACCAGCUGCACGCCAGCUUUAUAGAAGCUUUGGAGUCGUGGCCAGGUCCGUUCCGCUCCAGGUUUAACUACACUAUGUACCCCAUCACCUUCCCCAAUGAGAACGCUGGAGAGUGGAAGAAACUCUUCAAACCAUGUGCUUCUCAGAGACUGUUCCUACCUCUCAUCCUAAAGGAGGUGGACUCUCUAGUCUACGUGGACUCAGACAUCUUGUUCCUCCAGCCUGUGGACGCUCUGUGGUCCCUGCUCGUUCACUUCAACGCUACCCAGCUUGCCGCCAUGGCGCCGGAGCACGAGGAGCCACGCAUCGCCUGGUACAACCGCUUCGCCCGUCACCCCUACUAUGGCAGGACGGGCAUCAACUCUGGGGUCAUGCUCAUGAACAUGACCCGCAUCAGGGCCACAUACUUCAAGAAUGACAUGACGUCAGUGGGUCUGAGGUGGGAGGAGCUGCUGAUGCCCCUGCUGCAGAAAUAUAAACUAAACAUGACCUGGGGAGACCAGGACCUGCUCAACAUCAUCUUCCAUCACAACCCUGAGUGUCUGUUGGAAGUCCCCUGCCACUGGAACUACCGUCCAGACCACUGUAUCUACGGCAGUAACUGUGGCUCCGCGGAGGAGGAGGGUAUCUUUAUCCUGCACGGGAACAGAGGAGUGUACCAUGACCUCAAACAGCCUGCCUUCAGAGCUGUCUACAAUGCCAUACGACAGUACUCGUUUGGGGAGGAUCCUGUAAGCUCCCUGCUGGUCCCACUGGAAGAAGAGCUGUUGAAGACUACCCGUUCAUACUGUGGUAAAUCACAUGUUCUGUUUACUAAGAGACUGGCUGACAGCCUGGCCAACGUCAACAGAGAUGCUCAGCGUCCACAUGGACGGUAGUCUGAUGGACUGGGCCUCCAGACUGUCCUAUAGUGUUGUCAUGGUCAGACAGAUGGUAGCCUGGGUCCUGUUCAUUGGAGCGCAAUGUAGCAAAACAGUUUGUAACGGAAAAACGAAAAUGGGUGUUUCUUAUUGGACAAGUUGAGAUAGUGCCUGCUCUGUUUCAUUUCAUGGUCUUCUGUCUCAUGCCUACUGGGCACCUACAGUGUCUACAGAUACAUGGUUGAAGGAAGAGACUACAUGGACAUUGGUGACUUCAUAUGCUGGAGAUACAUACUGUUUGUGUGAAGGAUGACUGU